AUGCAAUUGGCUCGGGUUGCUGAUGUGAAUGAUCGUCAAGUAUUUAAGCCUUGUACGUUGAUUGAUGAUCAGGAGAGAGUUUUGAGGAUGUAUUGUGGUCGUUCUCAUGUUCUCUAUGAAACUAGGGACGGAUCUUUGAUAAGUUUUGGAAGAAACGACUAUGGUCAAUGUUCCAUUCAUGAAAAGGAGGUUAAUCGUCCUGUGCCAGCACUGUAUAAAACCCGAACAGGUGCUGUUCAGCAAGUCAAAUAUCCAAAGUUUUUCUCAACUGGGUGGUUUCAUUCAUUGUUGGUAAAGGAUGAAAGAUUGUAUGCUUGUGGAUACUUUUCAUAUUCCCCAAUGAGUGGUCAUGUUAUAUUUAAUGAUGUGACAGAUAUUGUGAUUAAGGUACCAUUUAAAGAGAUUACAUUUGUGGGUUCUGGAGAUCAUGUUUGUACAAUAGUUGUUGAUAAUUGUAGAAUUAUUCAAAUGAAUACGAAUUUAGAGGUAUAUAAUGUAGAUAAUUUGAGAGAAAUAUGUGCAUACAAGAGUGGAUUUUGCUAUAUUUCUACAGGUGGAGUAAUAUAUCAACCUGAGGGUAACAAUAUUGUACAAGCAAAGGAAUAUUCGAGUUUUGGAUGCUAUGACUUGAGGACGACAGCAGUUGGCGGUUUUUCCUUCAAAUCAAGAAAAUUGGAAAAGUCUAUCAUUGGAACAGAUGAAUAUUCACUGGAUUGCAAUGUCUACUCAUCAUUUUGCUCACAUUUUGUCUAUAAUACGAAAGAGAGAAAAUUAUAUGCGUACGGUUCCAAUAGUGAUCAUCAACUUGGAGUAGGCACAGCAAGUGCUGCUAAAGGUUCGGAGGUUUCCUCAAUUAAUCAAAUUCUUUCAGAUAAUUCCAACUGGGAUAUUUUAGAUAUUCAUUCUGGAUGUGAUUUCACAAUUAUUUCAAUAGGAGUUCCAUACUCGAAGAAUGUCAUUAGAUUUAAAAAUAACUUAUUGAAGAACGCUAAUGCAUCAUUGCUGACUGAUGUCAAGUUUCUCUAA
Molecule: messenger RNA, 1026 nt
Organism: Naegleria gruberi
Lineage: Eukaryota; Heterolobosea; Eutetramitea; Acrasida; Naegleriidae
Exons: 2
Coding region: 1-1026 (341 amino acids)
Source: RefSeq, a predicted model, not a curated record